GACAACAUGCACAGAUUGAAGUCCUCGUCGACCACGCAGCAUCUGACACGAAGGUUGUGGCCAAGCGUUUCCCUCGGGCAUAUCUCCAGCAUAGUCCAGAAGUGUUUCAACAGACAAAGCCGGAGGACCAGCUCGAGAAUCCGUGGACUGAAAUAUUCCUGGCUCUGAAGUUGGGGCAAGGCCCUGCGAGGAUGCGGGGUGUUGUUCCAUGCUGGGGCGUGUACCGAGACUCGCGGGAUGAUGUGCUCUUGAUGUUGGAGUGGUCCCCUGGUGGCGACCUCUUCGAGCUUGCUAGCGACUUGGGGGAGGUCGGCCCAGAAAGGGAAGCUACGGCGGCGCACUUGCUCUACUCCUUGCUGAAUGUGGUUACACAGCUUCAUGCCUUGGGCAUUGCGCAUGGGGAUGUCAGCGCGGAGAACGCCAUCCUGCGCGUUGGUGCUGGUGAGGUGGAGGUGGCUCUCCUAGACUUCGCCAUGGCAUUGCACGACACCGACCUCUCGAAAGCCACGGGAGCUCGCGGAAAGCUGAUGUACCGGGCUCCCGAGACCCUGGAAGAGAAUGCCGUCUACGACGCCCGCGCAGCCGACUUGUUUGCAUGCGGGGUGGUAGGCUAUGUCUUGGCGACUGGCACCUACCCUUGGCAAAGCACCGCUGGCGACUGCAAGGCAUACUCCUACGUGCGACAGCACGGCAUGAAGCGCUUCCUCGACAAGAGGACCCUUGCCGUUGGAUCUGCAGGGACGAAG
Molecule: messenger RNA, 746 nt
Organism: Symbiodinium sp. CCMP2456
Lineage: Eukaryota; Dinophyceae; Suessiales; Symbiodiniaceae
Source: the annotation of a GenBank genome assembly